AUGUCCAAGAGCAGCUCCAUCACCAAGUUCCUCCUCCUGCAGCUCGCAGACACGCGGGAGCUGCAGCUCUUGCACUUCUGGCUCUUCCUAGGCAUCUACCUGAUUGCCCUCCCGGGAGAUGGCCUCAUCAUCACAGCCAUAGCCUGUGACCACCGCCUGCACACCCCCAUGUACUUCUUCCUCCUCAAUCUCUCCCUCCUCGACCUGGGCUCCAUCUCAACCACUCUCCCCAAAACCAUGGCCAAUUCCCUGUGGGACACCAGGGCCAUCUCCUACUCGGGAUGUGCUGCACAGGCUUUUUUUUUCUUCUUGAUCACAGCAGAGUAUUCUCUCCUCUCUAUCAUGGCCUACGACCGCUAUGUUGCCAUCUGCAAACCCCUGCAUUAUGGGACCCUCCUGGGCAGCAGAGCUUGUGUCCACAUGGCAGCAGCUUCCUGGGCAUUCUUUUGUGAAAUCCCCCAGAUCCUCAAGCUCUCCUGCUCACACUCCUACCUCAGGGAAGUUGGGCUUAUUGUGGUUGGUGCCUGUUUUUCAUUUGGAUGUUUUGUUUUCAUUGUGCUGUCCUAUGUGCAGAUCUUCAGGGCCAUGCUGAGGAUCCCCUCUGAGCAGGGACGGCACAAAACCAUUUCCACAUGCCUCCCUCACCUGGCCGUGGUCUCUGUGUAUGUCAGCAUUGGCAUAUUUACCUACCUGAAGCCCCCCUCCGUCUCCUCCCCAGUUCCAAAUCUGGUGGUUUCAUUUCUGUACGCAGUGGUGCCUCCGACAGUAAACCCCCUCAUCUACAGCAUGAGGGAAUCAGGAGCUCAAGGAUGCCCUAUGGAAACUGACCCAAUGGACACUGUUACACUGACAAUAACCUGCCUCCUGUUCUCUGCACGUUUCAGAGUUUCUCACAACAAGCAGAAUU
This is a messenger RNA of Fulmarus glacialis (Northern fulmar), 907 nucleotides long. Its product is annotated as olfactory receptor 14J1-like. NCBI's taxonomy places the organism in Eukaryota, Metazoa, Chordata, Aves, Procellariiformes, Procellariidae. The annotation marks the transcript as partial. Gene Ontology annotation, biological process: G protein-coupled receptor signaling pathway. The record is from RefSeq and is a predicted model, not a curated record. The transcript is spliced from 2 exons. Gene Ontology annotation, molecular function: G protein-coupled receptor activity. Gene Ontology annotation, cellular component: membrane.